AGACCACAGUUGCUACAUCAAACAAGAUGGCGUACGGUGUGUCAAAUGUUUGUGUUUGAAAAAAAUAAAUAUCUCUGUUGUCAGCACGCAUGAACGAAGUUAAAUAAAAAUGGAUGACGUUGACUUUGAUUUCUUUGAGACACCUCGUGAAAAUUCAAAAACUUCUCCGAAAUCAAAAACAAAGUCUACUAAAGUAAAUGAUCAAGACAAAAACACGUCAAAACAUGGACAACUGCCAAAAGGUAGAAAUAGGAGCAGAGAUGAUACUGAACUAUUGUCACAGUUUACAAACAAACAACAUAAAAAAUAUUCUCAUGAAUCAGAUUCAGAAUCAGAUGCAGUAACACCCAGAGAUAGGAAUCGAAAAGAAAUUAAAAGAGAAAAGAACAAUAAAGGUAAGAAAAUGGCAAAAGACAGUUCUUCAGGAAGUUCCAGUGCAUACUCAAAUUCAGAUAUAUCAUCUGACAAUUCAGAUAGUGUAAGUGAAGAUUCCAAUCCUAGGGAAAGGGAAACAAUUGAUAUCCAUAUGCCGAGUGCUCAUGUAGAUGCUUGGAGUGAUAAGGCUAAACAAUCGAGUGAAAAAAAUAUUCCUGAAACUAAGACAAAAACUAGAAGAAAUCCUCGUAAAAGAGAUUCUUCUUCAGAUUCUUAUAGCUCAGAUGGCUCCGUACAUAGACAGAAAGAUAGGAUAUCUCGGAAUGACAGGGUGAAGAGUGCGAAGUCCAGGAAUGGCAGGACUGCAAGUGACAAGACACAUAAACAUAGACUUAGGUCAGCAAGUAGUUCAUACUCAAACAAUAGUGAUAUUACUGAUGUAUCACCACUGGAAAGUCCAGAAAACACUCCAAGACGAAAAAAGAAUAUUCAGCAGACAAGUGAAAAUGGUCAUUUUGAAAAGGUGCAAUAUAGAGACGCAAGUCCUUUAAAUGAAAGUGCUGACAUUAAGUUGGAAAAUGAACAAAUUGAUCUGAGCAUAUUGAUGAAAUGUAUGGCAGAUAUAGACAGAGAAAAACAACAGAGGAUAAAAACUAACUCUCGCAGAGUUAUGUUUGCACCACCAACUAAUGAAAAACAGAAAGGGAACUUUUCUUUUUCAGUAAAUCGUGCAAAUAUAAUAGAAAAAGAAAACCAGAGAUUACUGAAUAAGAUAAUGACGCAAAUGAAGUCUUCAGGGCCAGUGAAGAAAACAACAACUAUUAGUUCCAAGGGACCGAGAAAGGCAACAGAACCUGUCAUUCAGCGUCUUACACCUUCAGCUGUUAAUCGUAUGCGGGAACAAAGACGUAUAGAAGCUGAAAACAUGCAUAUACUAAACCGAUUGCAUUCGGUCAAACCAACACAGGGAAUGUCACGACAAGACCAAAUUGGUCAGUUUGAGCGUCAGAUGUCAUACGGAAUCCCCUCCGGAACUAUGCUGAUAACAGAGCCUCGGUUGGAGACAAGGGCUCGUUCCCACACAUCCCUCGAUCAUUCUUCAGUACCUUUCCAAAGGUCACGCCCCUCAAGUGCCUCAUCUCUGGGAAUCACAACACAAGGGAAAAGGUCAAGACCUUCAAGUGCAAAGUCUAACGCCUCUAUCAGGUCAAAUGCUUCUGUGAGAUCAACUGCUUCAAAAAGGUCAACAAUGUCUAUGAGAUCCAAUUUUUCCAUCGGCUCAGUAAAACGGCGGUCUGACAAAGUUGACUGUAGGCCAGAAUGGAAUGAUCGAUUUUCAUGUGCUUAAAAAUUUGUGUAAUUCAGAGGACAUACAGUUUAAUUUAUAAUUAUAUUGACUUGUCAGAUGUCUUAAAAAACCUUAUAAAUAGGAAGUAGCUUGCCUACUGCGUAAAGUGAGUUCCAUAUUACAUGACAUUUAUUUCUCCAUUGUACAUUUUGAUGAAGUCAGGGGAUACUCAUUUUAAUACUGUGUCUGUCUUAAGGGGAUUAUUUUUAUAACAAAAUCAAAUGACUUUCCAAAUCCAAGGAUACUGUAUUUGCCUAUUCUCCUUGUGAUUGAUAGUGUUUGUUUUAAUUUUCUCUGCUAAUACAGAUACAUGACAAGUAAUUAGAAAUGCAUUGAUGUCUGCUGGAACUGGCUGUUUGUUCUGGUAUUAAAUACAUCAGACGAAUCACGAUUUUAUGGACUUGUUCAGUUGUGUUUGAGCAUUGUCCUUCUUGUAUUUACUGACCCUGAUUAAAAGCUUAUUAAUUGGUUGAUUAAUCACAUAAUUUGUUUUUGGUUUGUAAAGAAAAUAGAAGGUAACAGGGUAAACUGUUAUUAUGUUAUUCUAUUAUUUCUAGAUUUUAAUGUUAAGGCAGAUUUUUGUUAGAUUAGCAGGAGGUUUGUAAAGAACAAUCAUUUACUGUGGUGACAAUUUGUAUGGCAUUUGACUUUCCAACACAAUGCAUGACAAUUAUGUAAACUGAUUGAAAUCAGGCCUUAAAUAUUUAUUAUUUCAACUUUGGUGAUUAUAUUUGCAUGUUAGGUUAGAAUUCCAUUCAUGUUAGGCAGUAGAUUACUGAAGAUACUCAUUUUUGUUAUGAUUACUUAUGUAAAUAUUGACUGUAUGAAGCACAAUUUUGAAUUUAUUGAUUACUGUGAAAGGUGUUAUAUUCAAAUGUUAUAAUGUAGUAAAUUAGUAAUAAUAUUUAAAAUUCCUAGGCAGAUCAUUGAAUGUACAAACGUACGAUUGUUGAUUUAUUAGAAAUACAUGUAUCAUGUAUGACUCUCUAUUGCUUUGAGCCACCAUUAUAUUGUAGACAUUAUAACUUGUCUUGUUGUUUACAUUGCAUUGAAAUUCUGAAGUCUCAUAUUGAUCUGUCUCAUUGUUUGAUACUGUUUUGUCAGGUUGCUUUGGCAACUUAUUUACUAUAACUGUAAUUGAUAUUGUAUAUACAUGUAGUGAAGUUUGCCUGUUAUAGAUAAUGUGUCAAAGGCAAUAAUUCAGCAGUAAAUCAUACAGGGAUAUUAACCUGACAUGCAUGAAAGUGUUACAUAAAAGAUUGCUCUAGUUCUAUUGUAUAUUUGUUCUGUUUAAAUGCUGUAUAGAUACUUUUUUUUCUAUGUCAGGAGUACGUUUCCAAUUUAGCGAAAUAUAACUACCUAAAAAAAUAAAGUUAUGAAGUUGUCAAAUAUGAAAUAGGUAAUAAUAUUUUUUGGUCUUGAAGCAAUUAAGUCAUCAUUGGUGCCAUAUAUUUGAACAUUAAUAUUUUAGCCUUGUAAUCUUUAAAUAUAUAAAUAUAGCAGUUAUUCUAUGGCACUGUUUAAACAAACUGAAACUUUACUUUAUUAUGUUUAUUUAGAAUCUGAUUUCGCAAUUCAUUACAUGUCUGUUAAAUUUAAGUCUGACUUUUUCUCAUAUUUAUAUAUUCUUGGGAUUAUUUUUUUAAUCCAUAUAUCAUACAUUAUAAAUACAUAAAAUCAGAAUUUACAAAACAUUUUCACUGCCUCUAACCUACCAUUAAAUGUACCUGUAAUAUCAGUUUUAUCAUUGAUUUGCUAUUUCAGUUUCCAUAAAACUCCUAUUUUGUUAGUCUUCAUUGCUUGAAUAUCAAUUAUGCAUGAUGACAAUUAGUUCCCAGUGCCAAUCUUGGCCAUUUAGCAGUUUCAUUUCAGUGCAUUUGUAACCACUGAUGCUUUUAACAUGAAUUUGUUCAGAAUCUUUUCAUGAUUUUUUUUUUUUUUUUUAUAGUUUUUAUUUUUUUAUUUUGCUUGUAUUUAUUUAAGUCAUAUUUCAUUUAUAGACAUUAUGCAUUUUCUAUCCAUUUAAUAGUUAGCAAGCAAUCAUAUUAUUAAUGUGAAAUUUAUAAUUUUUUAUUAUUCAGAUUUUUGAAACAGAAUAGUCUUCAGAAGGAGGGAAAAUAAGAAUUGAACACUUUCCUUUUUGCCACUUUAUUUUAGUACUUGAUAAAGCUUAUGUGAACUAUUUUAACAUAUUAAAAACAAUUAUCAUUUGUGAAAUUAAUGUUUAAAUGUUACAGAACACAGAUGAUCGAAUGGAACAUAAUGUUAUGAGGCUGAUUUGAUUCAGCACAAAAGGAUAACGAUAUGUUUCUUCUUUAUUUUCUUCAAAAUAGCAAAAUAUCGGAUCGUGGAUCGUGUAACGAGAAAAAAACAAAACUUGCCUAAUGUAAAAUUUUGUUAUGGCUUAAGCCUCGUAUACCUUAAUGCAAGAACAACCUGUCUUCAAAAGCGUAAUUGUUUUUAAUAUAACAUGAAACAUCAACAUGUACGUACUGAUGGUUCAUGAUGAUAAUGGCAUGCUACAUGUUAAUGUCAAUGGUGGGAGUUUGCAAAGAUUCUGCAUGUGUGAUACUGGUACAUGAAUUUGAUAUUUGUAUACUUAUGUUUACACACCAAAUUUAAUCAUGCAUACCGAAUUUCUUGUUUGCACAUAGAACUUGACUUUGUCUCAAGUGAGUUAUUUAUAGUUCUUAAAGAGGUUUUUGUACAUAUAAUUAUAUAAUGUUGUUAAUGAAAUCUGCUUUCUAGUAAAACAAUUUAUAAUUUGUCAAGGUAAUUCUAAUGUUCUGUUACACUUAAUACAAAAUGUAAACACGUUGCUGAAAACACCACUUUAAUGGCUUAAUUUAGAUGUACUGUUGCUGUGAUGAAUGCUUUUAGAUUUAAAUAUGUUCGCUGUUCUAUAUAUGCAGGUCUAUGUAGAAUAAAUCUAGAGUACUGAGA
Molecule: messenger RNA, 4666 nt
Organism: Mya arenaria
Lineage: Eukaryota; Metazoa; Mollusca; Bivalvia; Myida; Myidae
Product: cilia- and flagella-associated protein 97-like
Exons: 2
Coding region: 110-1723 (537 amino acids)
Biological process (GO): spermatogenesis
Source: RefSeq, a predicted model, not a curated record